This is a messenger RNA of Scophthalmus maximus (turbot), 8256 nucleotides long. It is a transcript of the gene tnr, whose product is annotated as tenascin R (restrictin, janusin). Bases 511 to 4665 code for a protein of 1384 amino acids. The transcript is spliced from 32 exons. The record is from RefSeq and is a predicted model, not a curated record. Gene Ontology annotation, molecular function: protein binding. Lineage: Eukaryota; Metazoa; Chordata; Actinopteri; Pleuronectiformes; Scophthalmidae.
AGAAAAGCAGAGUGGGAGAAAGUUGUGUUUUUGUGUAUGCUAAUCUGCACCAUGCAGCGCGACAUUGAUGCGUUCUCUUCAGCACCGGGGCUGAAUUGUUCACUUUUGCUCCGCUGUGCGAGGCAGAGUGAGCGGCAGAGAGGAGAGAGCACAUCAGAAUCGCGUGGAAACAGCAGGAUCGCGUACCACUUGGCCGAGAGAUCGAUGCACUUGUGCCGAGCCACACAGGAAGGGUGAGCGGCCCCCGGUGUACUGCUGCCACACAGGCUGAGCGAGAGUCGCCGAGGGGACACGGAGGCGUGCGAGAGGGGAGACGAAUAUCCGGGGCCAAUUUCGAAAGCUUUCAGCUGUUCACUCAGAGCAGUUGCAGCCCAGAGGACCAAGGCGAAAACAACCAACUGUCGGCGGGAGCUCUCAAGGUGCGGAGUCGGAGAGAGACUGGCAACAAGAGAACAAAGUGCUCACAGAAAAAGGUGUGAGUGGAAAGGAGUGGUGAGGUUUCAUUGCAGCAUGCCACUUUCACAGCAGCACCACGGGGCCACUGUGCCCAUAAAAAGCCGGAUCCUGGUUUUGGCUCUGUCUCUCGCUCUACAGGGCGCGGCUCAUGCUGCUCCAUCAGGAGACAACAAGCUGGUUCGUACCACCAGAGUGAGGAGACAGACUCCGGAGGGGGAUCUGCCACCUUACUCGACCAACCAGACACUGCAGGAGCAACCCUUGGUCUUUAACCACGUCUACAACAUCAAUGUUCCCUUAGAGUCUCUGUGCUCUGUCGACCUGGACGCCGCUGCGCCACCUGCCCCGGGUGACGGUCCACGUGGUGAGCUGGCGUCCAAACCUCACGUGGAGGGUCCAAUGGAUCCAACUGGACCAGCAGAAUACACUGAGCAGACACUGGAUGCUGACAGCCAGGUCACAUUUACUCACCGCAUCAACAUCCCAAAGGCUGCAUGCGGUUGUGCAGUAACAACCACGAUCCAGCAGCUCGCCACCAGGGUGGAGAUGCUGGAGAGGGAAGUUUCCCUGCUCAGAGCUCAGUGUGGAUCUGGAUGCUGCGGUGAGAGCUCAGUCAUGGGUCGUUUGGACUUUGUCCCGGGCUGCAGUGGCCAUGGCAGCUUCAGCUUCGACUUCUGCGGCUGCAUCUGUGAAGAAGGUUGGACUGGCAAAAACUGCUCUGAGCCUCGCUGCCCGGACGACUGCUCCGGCCAGGGGGUGUGUGUUGAAGGGGAGUGCGUGUGCGACCGUGACUUCGGAGGCGACAACUGCUCAGAGCCACGGUGCCCUUCGGACUGCUCGGGCCGCGGGUUGUGCAUCGAUGGGGAGUGCGUGUGCGAGGAGUCCUUCACCGGCGAAGACUGCAUGGUCGGGAGGUGUCUCAAUGACUGCUCGGACCAGGGGUUGUGUAUCAACGGGACGUGCCAGUGCCGGCCCGGCUACGUGGGGGAGGACUGCUCGCUGGUGUACUGUGCCAACAACUGCAGCAAGAAGGGAGUCUGCAAGGAGGGUUUCUGCGUCUGCCAGGAUGGCUUUGCUGGAGAUGACUGUAACUCUGUGGCACCUGUCAUGAACUUGAUGGUCCGAGGGGUGACCGAUCGCACUAUUGACCUGGAGUGGGAUGGCUCGGUUGUGUCGACAGAUUUCUUGGUGACCUACACACCGAGCAGCCCCGGAGGUGUGCAACUAGAGAUAAGGAUUCCAGGCAAUACCACCACCUGCACAAUCUCGGGCCUGGAAGCAGGCAUGGAGUACAACAUCAACGUGUUUGCUGUCAUUAACAACAGCAUCAGUGUCCCGGACAGCAUCGCUGCUUGGACAUAUCUCUCCAAUCCGGAUGGUUUAGUCUUCAAAUCCAUCACGGAGACGUCUGUGGAGGUCCACUGGCAGCCCUUCUACUAUUCCUUCGAUGGAUGGGAGAUCAGCUUCAUUCCCAAGGACAACGAUGGAGGGAUGACUGCUCAGCUGCCCAGCACCAUCACUUCCUUUGUGCAGACCGGUCUGAGACCAGGGGAAGAGUAUACCGUUAACUUGGUGGCGCUCCGAGACCAGGGCCGAAGUCAGCCAGUCACUGCUACCGUCACUACAUUGAUUGAUGGCCCCACUCAGCUGAUCGUGCGGGAUGUGUCAGACACGGUGGCGUUUGUGGAGUGGACACCACCGAAGUCGAAGAUUGAUCAGAUCGUGUUGCGUUACGGCCUGGUGGGAGGUGAAGGGCCGCGGACCACCUUCCGCCUGCAGCCCACACUCAGCCAGUAUUCACUGCAGGUUCUGCGUCCUGGCUCGCGUUACGAGGUGUCUGUCAGAGGUUUGAGGAAAGGAAAUGAGAGCGGAUCCAUUUCCACAGAAUUUACUACCGCUUUAUCGUUCUUCUCAGAAAUUGAUGCCCCCAAGAAUUUGCGGCUUGUGUCCAAGACCUCCACCACCCUCGAGCUUGAAUGGGACAACAGUGAAGCAGAGGUGGAGGGCUACCAGGUGGUGUACAGCACUUUAGCGGGAGACCAGUAUGAUAAAGUCAUUGUACCACGGAAUGAAGGAGCCAGCAGUAAGACCACUCUCACAGACCUGCUUCCAGGCACCGAGUACGGCAUCGGCAUCUCCGCCAUGAAAGGCAGCAACCAGAGUACACCGGCAACCAUGAAUGCCAGGACCAGUCUGGAUGUGCCCAUGGAUUUAACUGUGACGGCCUCUACCGACAACACCAUCACUCUGGUGUGGGGUGUGGUCCAGGGCCCCAUCGACCACUACAAGGUCACCCACACAUCCUCCUCUGGCGUCACUGCUGAGCUGACGGUGCCUAAAGAUGUAACCACCACCACUCUGACAGACCUUGAGCCCGGGACAGAGUACACCAUCACUGUAGCGGCAAGUCGAGGAAGACAGCAGAGCACUGCAGCUACCAUAGACGCAUUCACAGGAAUCAGACCCGUAACCCACCUCUACUUGUCGGAGGUGACUUCAGACUCUGUGUCGGUGGCGUGGAGCGCGCCAGCACCGCCCGCUGACCUCUUCAUCCUAAGCUACAGCUCUGCCGACGGGACCGACACCUCUAAGGUGACGCUGGACGGCUCCAAGACAAGGUCACUGGUCCAGGGGCUGCUGCCGUCCACUCCGUACACCAUCAGUCUAAUCACAAUUCAGGGGGAUGUUACCUCUGAGCCUAUCACAGCGUCUCUCACUACAGGCAUAGACCCACCGAAAGAGGUGAUGGUGACAGAUGUGACUGAAGACGCAGUGACUAUCUCCUGGAUCAAACCGAUGGCUUCGUUCGAAUACUAUAAGCUGUCUUACCAGUCAGUCAGAGGUCGAGUGGACAGCGUGGUGAUUGACAGUGAUGUGACCAACUACACCUUGUCCAGUCUGUUUCCCGCUACGGAAUAUGAGAUCAGCCUCAACGCUGUCAGAGGGAGUCAGGAGAGCAAAGUGGUCAGCAACUCGGUCUUCACAGCGAUGGACAUGCCAGCUGAGUUGACGGCCCUCAACAUCACUCCACAAGGAGCCCUGCUCAGGUGGACUUCUCCUCUGUCCAAUGUUGACAACUAUGUGCUGACGCUCACUCACAACCAGGUGACAGCUGAUACUUUACUUGUGGAAGGCAACAAGCAGGAGCACCAGCUGUCCAACCUUAAGCCAAGCACUGCCUACUCUGUAGCCCUCUACGCCACCAAAGGACCCCUCACCAGCGGCACAGUCAUCACCAAUCUCCAAACACCCAUGGAUGCACCCCUGAACCUGACAGCCAGUGAAGUGAAUCACCGCAGCGCUCUCAUCUCCUGGCAACCGCCAAUCGCUGAGAUUGACAACUACAUGCUCACCUACAAGUCAACUGACGGCAACCGUAAAGAGUUGAUCCUGGAUGCAGAGGACACUUGGAUUCGACUGGAGGGGCUGGCUGAGACCACAGAGUACACUGUCAAGCUCCAGGCAGCGAGAGGACUUGACACCAGCGCUGUCGUCUCCACCACUUUCACUACAGGGAGUCGUCUAUUCGCAACACCUCAGAAUUGUGCCCAACACCUGCUGAAUGGAGAGACGCUGAGUGGUGUCUACACGAUUUACAUCAACAGAGACCCGAGCCAGGGAGUGCAGGUGUACUGUGACAUGAGCACUGAUGAAGGAGGUUGGAUUGUGUUCCAGCGUCGUCAGAACGGCCUGACAGACUUUUCCAGGAAGUGGAGUGACUACCGAGUUGGCUUUGGAAACUUGGAGGAUGAGUUCUGGCUUGGUCUAGACAACAUCCAGAGGAUGUCCGCUCAGGGCCGCUAUGAGCUGAGGAUCGACAUGAAGGAUGGACAGGAGUCGGUCUACGCCAAUUAUGACAAAUUCUCCAUUGGAGAUGCGAGAAACCUCUACAAGCUCAGGAUUGGAGAGUACAACGGCACUGCUGGUGACUCUCUGAGCUACCACCAGGGCCGGCCUUUCUCUACAAAAGACAGAGACAAUGACAUCGCCGUCACCAAUUGUGCCUUGUCCUACAAAGGAGCCUGGUGGUACAAGAACUGCCACCGGGCCAACCUCAAUGGAAAAUACGGCGAAUCCAGACAUAGUCAGGGCAUCAACUGGUACCACUGGAAAGGCCACGAGUUCUCCAUUCCCUUUGUGGAGAUGAAGAUGAGGCCGUUCAACUUCCGUAGCAUCAGCAGCAAGAGGAGGCGGUCUGCCCCUGUAUAAACCCCCCCGCCCCCCCGCCAGCCCCACAGUCUGGAUAAAUGGAGUUCGGACAAUGUUUAGCAACGAGUGUCUGCCAUCCGCACCUCACUGACAGUACAGGCAUGUUGAAAUGUGUGCCGGGGCUCUUCAGUGAGGAGGCUGCAAAGAAGAAAUAGGUUAUCACAAAAAAAAGGUACUAAUAUUUGAUUAAUAUCCAUUUGUAAAAUAAUACAAUGAACCAUUAAUAUACUACCAACAACCAGACGCUGUUAUGAGCAUGGAUGUGAACAUAUGAGUACAAUAGCAGCGAAGGUGAAGCAAUGUCCGAACUCUGAGUAUCUUCACUCCGGCCCAGCUUUAGCUGUCUUUCCCUGCUGUACUUCUACCCAGACGAUAGAAGGCACUGUAUGUAAUUUAUUUAAUACUUUGAAUGACAAUGGUUUCAUUUGCUGUAGAAAUUGGAAGGCAAACCAACUUUUUCUUUUUCCACUUUUUGGUCUGUGAUUUGCCUUUCCCUGGGGUUGCAAGGAAAUGUGCUCAGAAAGGUCCUCAAGAGUUACGUUUCAUGAAAAAUAAACUGUAUAUGCCAUCGAAACCCUUAACUGUAAGAUAUAUAUAUAUUUUUAUAACUGAUAUUGUGACAGAAGUCCCAUCUAUUUAAUAUGAUUUGAUGCCUUGGUUUAUUUUAGCCGAUAUCAAGUUGAUGUAAUCAAACAACACGGUGAGAAAUACUGAACAAAAGAGAGAAAAUAACCAUCAAAAAGCAAAAACUGAACGUUCAGCAUCGUCACAUUUAAAGCCUUGCACCAGCAACAGCUUCACUGUCAUCUAUCUCAUUUCACCUGUGUUUUAACGGUAAUUAUUGAAGCGGAAUGAAAAUAAACAUUCAUAUUCUAGUUUGCCACACUGAGACAGUAUUUGCACUAAGAGUGGGAACACAGCAAAGCUAUUGUUCAUUUAAAUUCAAUUGAUACGUUCAUUUGUUCACGGGCUUUUAAUACCACGUUCAAGUCAAUUACAAAAACACUUAACAUGUAUUUCACCCCCGUUGUCGAUGCUGUGAUUGCUUGCAGAGAUGGUGCCGAUAGAUGUAACGUUUAACCAAAGAUCUGCAUAAUUAAAGAGUCCGCCUGCUGUUUGGAGAGACGCCAGUCAAUUCUGUCACCAAAGCCACUAAGGCAGCUUAUCCCCCGUGUUAAUAGAUUCUCACUAUUCUGAGACUUUUAUGAUAACCGUGUCCCCGGGCGUUACUUUAUGCAAUGUGGACACAAAAUUUCUAUGCAAAAGAAAGUCAGGGUGGGCACACUGCAGAUUUCAGGCUCGCCUCCCCCCCACAGCUAGCUGAAAUGAACUCAACAAAGAGGCCAGAGCAGUCGGUGGAGUGGAGCCAAGCUUUUCCUUUGUGCCCUUAUUUCACUCGCUUCGCUGUUUAAGCUCCCCAGUGGAACAACGUAAUCAGCAAACAUGGCAGAGAACGUAUUCUUUUAGUGGGGCGGACGUAAUCUGCAGCAUGCCCACCAAGAACCUUCUUUUAUUCAGUGUUCUCACUGUUGCACAAAGUGCUCAGUGCUAGUUAGUUGACUGUAGUUUUGUUGUUGUUGAUGUUUUUUAGGUUCCUGCCCAGUGCAGGAGGAAAAAGUUCCUCUGGAGUUUGACCACAAACAGCAAACAAAAGGCUAAUUAUCCUCUGUGGUCUCAUUCGAUCAGUGAAAAGAAAACUGCAUUUGUCCAAUAUUGUACUUUGAAAUCAAUAUCACCAUCGCUUCAAGCAACAAUAUUUUUACCUCUGCGAACAGCUGGAAAUGCUUCUAUAUUUCAGUUAUAAUAUUAUAUAUUUCAGUCAGUUUCCUCCAUUCAGUUCCCAUUGAAGUGAACCAGCAAAUCUGGCUUGUAUCAUACGACUGUGGAUAUUUUUGUCCUUUUUUUUUUGAUCUGAAAACAGUAGUGACCCUCCCCUCUAUGAACUACUGCUAAUAUACUCGUGUAUAUAUAGAGUCGAAGACACUGUGUCAUUUGAUGUGUUCCCCCUUAAACUGCAAACUAAUUCAUAAAGCCCACUAAAACGUUUCCACUUAACCACUUUAUUGUUAGCCAGUGUUGUUUUCACGGGUGGAUGGAGCCCGCUGCAUGUCCUCUUAAAUUGCAAUCUUGAGCCCAAUGGUAAAUGUCAUGAGAUCAUGUUUUAAUUUCUUUUCUUUGCCGCUCUGGGUCAAAGUUGCUCUUGAAACGGUUUGUGAGGCAGAAGAUGUGGAUAACUCAGAUUACCGGGUCCAACUUAAUCUAAGACAAACAGUUUCAACACGUGACCGUCGCCAGAUCUGAGUUACAGUCUGUUUCAAAGCCUCUCAUGCAAUCCAUCUCCCAAAGGGAUUUAAAGUAGAGUAGGAAAAUUCUCUAUGUUUUUAUUUCAUUAACUACUUAGAUGACGUUUGCCUCCGUGUAUUUUUGUACAAGGAACAAAGGUCCUGACGCUUUGCAGAAAGAGAACAGAAUGUUAUUUGUAUCGUGAGGGAUUUCUCUCAUGGCGACCUGUACGAGACGAAAGCCCGUGGAAUAUUCAUGUUUAUUCUAUGUACUUUUCCAAUCAUCCUCCAUCAAUUUAAGCUGUUUCUGGCAAUCAACGAGAAAAUCACCAAAAGGAAAUUGAUUGAGUCGAGCUGUCCCGCUGUAGGAAAAUGUCACUUUAAAUCUCUCCUAUCUUUUUAUUUUAGGCUUAUAACCUAUUCAUGUAUGGGGUUUUUUCUUUGAAUAGUUGAUCUGUUACCUGGGACAAACACCACAUUAUGUACAUUAUAGUAAUUAAAACGCAUUAGUUUGAGCUUUCAAAAAAAAAUACAAAAAAUAAAACUUGAACAAAUGCAUCUGUCAUGUCAUGACAAAGACAUGCCUGGAUUAGCUGAAGAGCCCGAAUUAUCUUAUUUGUGUUUUGAAUAAUGUGACUGUAUUCCCUCCAGCAUCACAUAAGCUCAAGUAGGUUGGUUUUCUCAUGACAAGCCAACUGAUCAAUUCCUUUUUGUUUUAUCUUCUAUCUGUUGUGCUUUUCAUUAUGUGAGAUUUUCUUUUCCUUCAAUCUGCUGUACGACAUGGGGUUUGAAAAGAGCAUGUCCUCCAUUAUUCAAUCAUAAAAGUCUGUCUGAGUCACAGAAUUAACUCACACUGCAACCGUUUGUUUUUCCUGAGCUUCUCAUGUUUAUGUAUUUCACUACCGUUUAUUAUUUAUUUUUCCGCAAUGUGACUGACGCAAAAUUGUAAGAAAACAACAAUGUUAAUCAAGACACCGGGUCCGUUAUGGUAUCAACAUUUAAAAAACUGCUUUAUUUCAUGGGUUUACUUUUAGUAGUUGAUUAACUGAUAUUACCACAAUGUUUGGUGGUAUUUCUUAUACAAGCCAGGUGCCGUCAAUGAUUUGAAAUCUUGCCAUGGAAAUGAAAUGUAAAUUUCGACAAAAAGUGAUCUUGACUGUUUGAGAAGCUCAAAUAUACUGAACCUGCAGAUUUGUUGUUGGAUAACCUUAGAUAUUACUGUCAAAUUUAGCUCUAGUUUGAACAUGUACUAUAUAGUUCCUUUUUUAUUGCAUUUUCUACAUAUUAAUAAAAUAUUAAAAUAGUCUGA